AUGGCGGCGUCCGCGAGCCGCCCCCACGCCGGCGCCAGCGAGGAGCCGGCAGCGUACGAGGACCUGCUGCCGGUGAUGGGGGAGCGGCUGGGCACGGCGGGCCUGCUAGCGGAGCUGCGCGCGGGGUUCCGUCUACUGGCGGACCCAGCGCGGGGCGCCAUCACGCCCGACAGCCUGCGGCGCGGGGCCGCCGCCGCGCUGGGCGUGGCCGGGAUGGCGCCCGCCGAGGCGGCCGCCAUGGUGCGGGAGGGCGACGCGGACGGCGACGGCGCGCUCAGCGAGGACGAGUUCUGCGUCCUCAUGAUACGGCUCAGCCCUGGCAUCAUGGCCGACGCUGAGGCGUGGCUCGCUGACGCCAUCGCCGACGAGCUGCGGAUGAUGGAUGGCGAUGGCAUGGCGCCCAUGGAAGACGAUGCUGCUGCUGCUGCGGAUGACGGUGAUGGUGGCGCCGGUGGCCAAGACCACGCCACCGCCGCCGCCGGCGGCCCUGCUGGUGCUCCUUCUACCGCCGCCGGCCGCCGGUCGUCGGAUUGA
Molecule: messenger RNA, 534 nt
Organism: Miscanthus lutarioriparius
Lineage: Eukaryota; Viridiplantae; Streptophyta; Magnoliopsida; Poales; Poaceae
Source: the annotation of a GenBank genome assembly